AUGAAAGCUGAAGAGGAAUGUGAUAAUGGAUGGACAAAAAUUAGUAAUCGUUGUUUUAAACCUUCCGAAGGAUCGAAUACUUUCGAUAACGCUCGAAGAGCCUGUCAAGGGUUUCCUGGUGGCGAUUUAGCAGUUGAUGAUUCCUAUGCUACUCAUAAUGGUUUAUAUUUUAUAUUACAUGUUAACGUACGUUACUGGAUUGGAUUGAAAGAUUUAGUGGGAGAUAACGUCGUCAGCGACUAUCACUGGCUAGCAACCAAUCAAAGUGUUACUACUGGUCCACAAUUUUGGAUGUCCUUAUAUCCAGCAAAUAAAUUCUAUAGAUGUGUGCACCUAGCUGAUAUCUUAUUAUUGUUUAUCUGGCGUGAUGGCAGUUGUAACGAUUUUUAUCGAUAUGUUUGUCAGAAGCCAAUUGGUGAAGUUUCUUCUUCAGUCGCUAAUAGCAUAACUUCAACAAGUUCUACAGCUUCUACUAUCCAACUAAAUUCUUCACUAACAUCAUCUACUUUAUCUAGUAACGUCAUUGCUUCAACGUUAGCUAUUGCUAACUUAUCAGAGCAACUGGCUUCGAUUUCUUCGCGAUUGGAUGUUAGUACUACCAAACUCAAUUCGCCAAUAGCAUCAUCUACUUUAUCCGAUAAUACUAUCCUUUCAGCAACGACUUCUACGAGCCAGUUAGAGUUAACAACCUGGACUAAUUCACAAAUUGGCGUUGCUACUAGCGAUUUAAAUCUUUCAUUGCCAUCAACUACUAUACUCAGUAACUCUAGCUCUCCAGUAUCCACUAUAACCGAGGAAUUAGAGUUACUCACUCCUACAGCUUCGAACAUUCACAGCUGUAGCUCCGGUUUGUAUGAGAAUCUAUUAAUAUCAUCCGCUUCCUCGUCAGUUUUCUCCGUUAAUAAUAAUCUAAAUAUCAUUUUAACGACAAAUACUGUAUUAAACAGUGAAAAAAAUUUCACUGUACCUACUUAUGAUCUAACUCUAUCGUUUAGUUUAUCAGUUAAUGAUUUGGCUAGCAGCAUAACAAAAACUAUGACGGCCAGUGGACUGCAAUUGCUAGUGUCUUCAGGCUCCAGUAUCAACUCUAGCAUUUAUGAAGAUAGCCCGUUAGUAUUAACUGUUUCAUCGUCAAUUUCAGCCAUAGAUAACCAAAUUAUCAGCUCAAUAGCAAGCAAUGCUUUUAACGUUAUAACAGUAACAACAUCGAGUGGACCACUUCUUCCUGUUUCUACUAAUUCAAAUUUUAACAGAAAAUCAAACGCAUUUAAGUAUUCGUUGUCAUCAUUCAUUUUAUCGCCGACUAUGGUUGACAUUGUGAAUACUGAUUCGACUACAACAACAAUCAAAAGAGAUGAAGAGAGUUUAGAUACUCAUAAUUGGUCAGUUCAAACUAGUUUAUGGAAGGAUAGUAAUUCUGAUAUUAUCUUGAUAAAAGCUCAUAUACGCCAGAAAAUUUAUUAUCAUCAAGAACAGAACCCUGGCUUCAUCUUUGAACAAAUCGAUAAAUUUGAUGCAGAUUUAGCAAGAGAAAUUCACCAAGCCAAUAUUACUAUGAGGUUAAUCAUAUCGACACCCGAGUCAGAAUUAGUUAUUCAAACGAUUUCAGCAUCGGACACUAAAUCAAUCGUCAACCUCGCUUUCUCAUUAUCUAAUAAAUCUGUUGCGAAAGUGAUGAUUCCUAAAGCGGCUUUUCGUUUUCUGGGUCAAGAUGAUACUGUAACUUUGGUAGUACGAUCGUAUAAUAUCCGUAAUAAUUGGACGGAAAACAAUAUUUCUGAAAAUAACGACAGUCGAUGGUCAGAAUAUGGAAUGAAAUUAAAAGAUUAUAAUUCAACCACAAUUCACUGCAUAACAGUUCAUUUUACGAGUUUUGCGAUCCUUAUGCAAAAUUCUAAGGCUCUUACUGAAUUCCAUGAUACUAACCUUCGCAUCAUUACUUAUAUCGGCUACUCUAUUUCACUAUUUGCUCUACUGAUCAUGAUGGCACUAAUAAUUAGCAGCAGAAAAUUGCAUACGGUAAAGAAUUUUAUUCACCUUAAUUUGGCUUUGGCUAUGACACUAUCUAUUUGUGGAUUCAUAAGUGGUAUACACGCUACAAAAUUGCCGAUUCUAUGUACUAUCAUUGCCAUUGGAUUACACUUUCUCUAUUUGGCUAGCUUAACGUGGAUGAUGAUGGAAUCUUUGCUUAUUUUUCGAAAAAUUUCUAAGAUACGAAAAAAUGUGGACCUAGGAAUUCGACGAAUAUACUUUGUUUUAGGAUGGAUGUUGCCUGCCAUAAUUGUUGGCAUAUCUGCAUCUACGGGGAUAGAUGCAUAUCGUAAUCCAAAUUAUUGCUGGAUUAGAAAUACAAGCGCUCAAAUGUGGUUUUUUGUUGGUCCAGUUAUAUUAAUUAUGAUGUGUAACGUUGUCAUUAUGACUUUGGCAAUCAAAUCGCUUUUCUCAAUCAAGGCUAUGGUCCGAAAAUCUGAAAUGCAAAAGUUCAAAGUUGGAAUAAAAGCAGUGGCUUCGUUAAUCUUCCUCUUUGGUAUUUCUUGGCUGUUUGGGAUCUUGUACUAUGCAACCAGUGAAACCGUAUUUGCUUACUUAUUCACGAUUUUAAAUUGCCCACAGCUACUAGCUCUUCUAUCCUUGAAGAAGACAAUUUGGUGUGGUACGGGGUUGUUAAUCUUUUACUUCCAUUGCUUUCGAGAUCAUAAUAUGCAAGAUUAUAUUCGGACAAGGUUUAAUUUCGUCAAUUCGAUUUUUCCAACCCGAUCUAUGGGCGAAGCUAGUAGAGAUACGCGGGAUGAAAACACGCGUUAUAGGCGUGUUAUCAAAAUACCUUUACUUCCAGUUUCUUCAGAGAAUGGAUCUCAAGACUGCGAAGUUAUUCCACAAGAUCCGAUUAGUCUUAAUAAAAUAACAGGAACAUAUCUAUCAAAGAGGAUUAGUGUUGCCACCUUGGCUUCGACUUGCGAUCAUGGACCAUACCGAUUAACUGAAAAUACAAUUCCUGUUGAUCCUUGA
Trichoplax adhaerens is the source of this 3009-nucleotide messenger RNA. RefSeq lists its product as uncharacterized. Gene Ontology annotation, cellular component: membrane. The coding region runs from base 1 to 3009 and encodes 1002 amino acids. The transcript is spliced from 20 exons. Gene Ontology annotation, molecular function: G protein-coupled receptor activity. NCBI's taxonomy places the organism in Eukaryota, Metazoa, Placozoa, Uniplacotomia, Trichoplacea, Trichoplacidae. The record is from RefSeq and is a predicted model, not a curated record. Gene Ontology annotation, biological process: adenylate cyclase-activating G protein-coupled receptor signaling pathway; cell surface receptor signaling pathway.